Molecule: messenger RNA, 4217 nt
Organism: Leucoraja erinaceus (little skate)
Lineage: Eukaryota; Metazoa; Chordata; Chondrichthyes; Rajiformes; Rajidae
Product: B2 bradykinin receptor-like
Exons: 2
Coding region: 182-1246 (354 amino acids)
Biological process (GO): vasoconstriction; immune response; G protein-coupled receptor signaling pathway
Cellular component (GO): membrane
Molecular function (GO): bradykinin receptor activity
Source: RefSeq, a predicted model, not a curated record
UGAGCAGGGAGCAGGGUAUCACACACACACACAGGCAGGUCUGAUCCGGACCUCCCGGGGCAGGAGCUUCCAUCUUUCGCCACUUUGUGAGACGACGCGAGAGAGGGUGAGGACCGGGAGCGAGAACAUCGAGCGGCGCCUCGACACUGUGAGAGGUUUGCCAUCCAUCUCCGACAAAGCAAUGGCGUCUCUCAACCUCAGCGCGGCCCUGAACGUCAGCAACUCCACCUCGUGUCCGGAGGGUGUGUUCUGGGGCUGGCUCUACACCUUCUUGCCCGCCUACAUCAUGGUGGUGUGCGUGUCCGGCCUGCUGGGCAACAUCUUUGUGUUGCUGGUGCUCUGCCUGCACAAGAACCGCUGCACGGUGCCCGAGAUCUACCUGGUCAACCUGGCGGGUGCCGACCUCCUCCUGUGUACCUGCCUCCCCUUCUGGGCGCUCAACAUCGCCCACCGCUUUGCCUGGCCCUUUGGAGAGCUGCUGUGCCGCUGUGUCAACCUGGCCAUCUACUUGAACCUGUGGAGCAGCAUCUACUUCCUGGUGAUGGUCAGCGUGGACCGCUACCUGGCCCUGGUCAAGGUCCUCAACCCCGGCCGCAUCCGCACCCGUUCCUGUGCCAAGAUCAACUGCUGCCUCAUCUGGGUCUUCAGCCUGGUGAUGAGCAGCCCUGCCUUCAUGUUCCGCCGGGUGGUCCAUGUGCCCCACCUCAACAUCUCCGCCUGCCUGCUCAAGUAUCCCAACCCGAUCUGGCAGCGAAACUCUGAGAUCGUCUUCCUGGUGGCCAUCUUCUUCAUCCCCGUCCUGGCCCUCACCUUCUUCACCACCAGGAUCCUGGGCGUGCUGAGGAAUGACCGGAUGCAGGUCUUCAAGCAGGUCCGCAAGGAGAGCAGGGCGGCCACUCUCAUCCUGGUGGUGCUCUUGGCCUUCCUCAUCUGCUGGGUCCCCUUCCAGAUCUUCCGAGUCCUCAACCUCUUCUACGAUGCCAAGAUGCUGAGGGGAUGCGGGUGGGGAAUAGCUAUGGCCAACGGCAACAUGAUGGCCACCUUCCUGGGCUGCACCAACAGCUGCAUCAACCCCGUGCUCUAUGUCAUGGUGGGCAGGCAGUUCCGCAACAAAGCCAGGGAGUUCUACUCCCAAUGCGUCACCAGGCGCCAGUCACAACUCACCUCCAGGGACAUCUCCAUGACCCACAACACCCCCAUCUCCACGCUGGAGAGAAGAUCGUCGCUGCACAUAACACAACGGUGAAAUGCAUGGAUAGAGUGGAUGUGGAGAAGAUGUUUCCACUGGUGGGAGAGAGAGUCUAGGACCAGAGGUCACAAGAGCCUCAGAAUUAAAGGGCGCUCUUUUAGAAAGGAACCGAGGAGGAACUUCUUUUGGCAGAGGGCGGUGAAUGUGUAGAAAUCAUUGAAGAUCAAACAGUAUUGCUGAAGGUAACCAGUCCCAUAUCCCUGCAGGCGCCAUAGCCUAAAAGUGGAAUAACAUUGCUGUGGACACAUAGAAUGGCAACCUGUGUGUUUGAUCCCCUAAGUGGCACCGUAGCGUCACAUUACCCACCGUAUCCACCUCGCUUCCCCCGUAUGUGAGAAGAGUGGUGGGUUUUAAUAGCUCUGUGUUCCUCAGGCCAUUGAACUGUUCCCGAGCAGAAUAUUGCUUAUUUUUUUAUUUUUGAUCAUAUCAGAAGUGGGAUGAUGUUUGAUCAACUCCUUGCCACAGAGGGCUGUGGGGGCCAAGUCAGUGGAUAUUCUUAAGGCGGAAAUAUACAAAUUCUUGAUUAGAACGGGUGUCAAGGGUUACGGGGAGAAGGCAGGAAAAUGGGAUUAGGAGGCAGAGAUCAGCAAUGAUUGAAUGGCUGUAUUAGACUCGAUGGGCCGAAUGGCCUAAUUCUACUAUGAUUCUGGUAGACCGGGCUGGACAGCCACAAUGUCAGGGUGGAAAUGUCAAAGACUGGGAGGGCACUUCAUUGAGGCCAGAGGGAGAACGUUUAAAGGAGGCGGUCACGGUGGCGCAGCGGUAGAGUUGCUGCCCUACAGCGAAUGCAGCGCCGGAGACCCGGGUUCCAUCCCGACUACGGGUGCAGUAGGUACGGAGUUUGCACAUUCUCUCCCUGACCUGCGUGGGUUUUCUCCGAUAUCUUCGGUUUCCUCCCACACAACCUACAAGACGUACAGUUUUGUAGGUUAAUUGGCUUGGUGUAAGUGUAAAAUUGUCCCUAGUGGGUGUAGGAUAGUGUUGAUGUGCGGGGAUCGCUGGUCGGCACGGACCCGGUGGGCCGAAGGGCCUGUUUCCCACGCUGUAUCUCUAAACUAAACUAAACUAAGAUGCGGGGGCAAGUGCAUUACACACCUGGUGGGUGCCUGGAACGUGCUGCCAGGGGUGGUGGGGGAGGCAGAUACGAUAGUGGCAUUCAAGAGGUUUUUAGUUGGAUAUGCAGGGAAUGGAGGGGUAUGGAUCACGUGCAGACAGAGGAGAUUAGUUUUAACCCAGCAUUAUGUGCAGCCCGGAAAUUGUGGGCCGAAGGGCCUGUUCCUGUGCUGUACUGUUCAAUGUCCAUGUGAGGACCUGCCUUAACACCCGCCAGGGCUAGCACAGUGGCACAGCGGCAGAGUCGCUGCCUCACAGCGCCAGAGACCCGGGUUCGAUCCUGACUACGGGUGCCGUCUGUGUAGAGUUUGCACGUUCUUCCUGUGACCGCGUGGGUUGACUCCGGGUGCUGCGGAUUCAUCCCACAUUCAAGUGCGGGUUUGUAGGUUAAUUGGCCCUCUGCAAAUUGCCCCCUAGUGUGUAGGGAGUGGAUGAGAAAGUGGGAUAACACAGAACUAAUGUGAACAGGGUAACUUCUACAGGUGCACAGUAGAGAGCAUGCUGACCGGUUGCAUCGUGGCUUGGUUUGGCAACCUGAGCGUCCAUGAGCGGAAAAGAUUGCAACGAAUUGUGAGCACUGCCCAGUCCAUCAUCGGCUCUGACCUCCCGUCCAUCGAAGGCAUCUAUCGCAGUCGCUGCCUCAAAAUGGCUGCCAGCAUCAUCAAGGACCCAUACCAUCCUGGCCACACACUCAUCUUCCCGCUACCAUCAGGUAGAAGGUACUGGAGCCUGAAAUCUGCAACGUCCAGGUUCUGGAAUAGCUACUUCCCCACAGCCAUCAAGCUAUUAAACUCAACUCAAACAAAACUCUGAACAUUAAUAGCCCAUUGCACUUUAUCUGUUUAUUUAUGUGUGUGUAUAUAUAUAUAUAUAUAUAUAUUCGUUGGUAUAUGGACACACUGAUCUGUUCUGUAUUUAUUUAUGCCUACUAUAUUCUGUGGUGUAGAAGCAAAGCAAUAAUUUCAUUGUCCUAUCUGGCAUACAUGACAAUAAACUCUCUUGAAUCUUGAACCUUGAAAUAUUCAGAUAUGAAAUAGACUUUUGUGGAGCAUUGUGGAGGAUGGAAUUCCAUGGUUUGUUUCGUUGAGUUUACUUUAUUGUCACUCCACCAAGGUACAAUGAAAAGCAUUUUGUUGCGUGCUCUCCAGUCAGCGGAAAGACUAUACAUGAUUACAAUCAGGACGUCCACACUGUACAGAUACAGGAUAAGGGGAAUGACGUUUCGUGCAAGAUAAAGCCCAGCAAAGUCCGAUUAAAGGUAGUCUGAGGAUCUCGAGAAUGGUAGUUGGUAAUUCUAGACCACUCUCUAGUUGGUUAUAGGAUGGUUCAGUUGAAUGAUAACAGCCGGGAAGAAACUGUCCCUGAAUCUGGAGGUGUGCGUUUUCACACUUCUGUACCUCUUGCCUGAUGGGAGAGGGAGUGGCUUGGGUGCGACUGGUCCUUGAUUAUGCUGCUGGCCUUGCCGAGGCAGCGUGAGGUGUAGAUGGAGUCAAUGGAAGAGACGUUGGUUUGGGAUUGAGGCAAAUGAUGGCAUUCUUAAGGGAUUGGACAGGCUAGAUGCAGGAAAAAUAUGUUCCACGUGUUGGGGGAGUCCAGAACCAGGGGUCACACUUGUUUGUCCAGUAAAGUGACGGAGAGGAUAUUGGGCAGCCAGCGCCGAGUCUCGGCUACACCCACCGUCCUGCCAAUCCACUCCAGAGUUGACAGCGUGUUUGCAAACAGCAAUGGUGGAAUCUGGAGGAAAAAAAUAAUCACAGUGAAAUGCCGAGUGUUAGGCGGAGAGACUCAGAAGGUCAGGCAGCAUCUUCUGAAGAAGGGUCUCCACCCAAAAAUGUACCUAUCCAUGUCCUCCACA